Molecule: messenger RNA, 1046 nt
Organism: Pieris brassicae (large cabbage white)
Lineage: Eukaryota; Metazoa; Arthropoda; Insecta; Lepidoptera; Pieridae
Product: glutathione S-transferase 2-like
Exons: 5
Coding region: 151-765 (204 amino acids)
Biological process (GO): glutathione metabolic process
Molecular function (GO): glutathione transferase activity
Source: RefSeq, a predicted model, not a curated record
CACUGUCAAGUGUUAUUAAAUAAAACCAUUUCGUAAUUAUCCCAAUUCCAUUAACAUUUUUGUCAAUUGAGGUUUUGGGUCUAGGUUGAGAGCACGCCCUGCACUUUUUGCAAGAUUAUUUUGGAGCUGUUUGGGACCAAAUUUAUCAUCAUGUCAAAUGUCAAGUUCUACUACUUCCCCGUUAAAGCUCUCGGUGAGAGUGUUCGUCUACUCCUCUCUUAUGGUGGACAAGACUUUGAAGACAAGAGGGUUGCCAUGGAGGACUGGCCUGUAUUUAAGCCAUCGACACCUUUCGGUCAGAUGCCGGUACUAGAGAUCGAUGGUAAGACUUACGCACAGAGCUUUGCCAUCUCCCGGUACCUGGGCCGCAAGUACGGCCUCUCCGGAGCCGAUGCUGAAGAGGAUCUAGAGAUCGAUCAGAAUGUCGACUUCGUUAAUGAUAUCCGUGCGAAGGCCGCAACGGUCCAAUACGAAGCUGACGCGGAAUUGAAGGCCAAAAAGCACGCGGAAUUCAGUAAGGACGUGUACCCAGCAUUGCUCGAGAAACUGGACGAGAUCAUCAAGAAGAACAAUGGACACAUUGCUGCUGGCAAGCUCACCUGGGCAGACUUCGUCUUCGCUGGAAUGUUCGACUACCUAAAGAUGAUGCUCCAAGUUCCAGACCUAGAAAAGAAAUACCCAAGCUUCCAACAAGUGGUUGACGCGGUGUACUCUCAGCCAAAACUCCAGACCUACAUCAAGAAUGCACCUAAAGCUGAUUUUUAAACUAGACAAUGUUUCUUUGUUUAUAACAUAUAACUUGUGAAUGUAUUGGAUCUGAUUUUUUUCUUUUUAUUCUGAGAUUUAAAUUAGAAUGGGUAAAAAUAAACCGAGUUACUGGCCACUAAUUCAAUAUAUAAAAAAAUAGUACAGUAUCUGGCGUAUGCGCACAUGUUUUUGUCGGAUAUUUUUCCCAAAAAUUAAUUUACAAAAUAACUGCAUUUAAUAAUUGAUAUUAUUACGUCAUAGGACAAAGUGCCUUAUUAAUUUAAGUGUAUAUUUAAUGU